AUUUUGUUAGAUCUACAUAUUUUCCUUUCAUUUCUGCAUAUUUUCUCCAGAUUUCAGUUUCAAAAUGCGUGAAAUCCUUCAUAUUCAAGGUGGACAAUGCGGUAACCAAAUUGGUGCCAAGUUCUGGGAAGUUGUUUGUGCCGAACACGGCAUUGAUUCUACCGGACGAUACGCUGGUGAUUCUGAUCUCCAGCUUGAGAGAAUUAAUGUCUAUUACAAUGAGGCUACCUGUGGAAGGUUUGUUCCUAGGGCUGUUCUAUGGAUCUGGCCUGGUACCAUGGACAGUAUCAGAUCUGGUCCUUUUGGACAGAUCUUCCGUCCUGAUAACUUUGUUUUUGGACAAUCUGGUGCUGGUAACAAUUGGGCUAAGGGACAUUACACCGAAGGUGCUGAAUUGAUUGAUGCCGUUCUCGAUGUUGUUCGUAAGGAAGCUGAGAACUGUGACUGCCUUCAAGGAUUUCAAGUGUGCCAUUCAUUGGGUGGAGGAACAGGGUCUGGUAUGGGAACGCUUUUGAUCUCAAAGAUCAGAGAAGAAUACCCAGACAGAAUGAUGCUUACCUUCUCCGUUUUCCCUUCACCUAAGGUUUCUGAUACCGUUGUUGAGCCUUAUAAUGCUACCUUGUCCGUGCAUCAAUUGGUUGAAAAUGCUGAUGAGUGCAUGGUUCUCGACAACGAGGCUCUAUAUGACAUAUGCUUCAGAACCCUAAAGCUUACCACCCCAAGCUUUGGAGAUCUAAAUCAUCUGAUAUCAGCUACAAUGUCUGGUGUCACCUGUUGCUUGCGUUUCCCUGGACAGUUGAACUCUGAUCUUAGGAAGUUAGCCGUGAAUCUGAUUCCAUUCCCUAGGCUUCACUUUUUCAUGGUUGGUUUUGCACCAUUGACUUCACGUGGUUCUCAGCAAUACCGGGCUUUGACAGUACCAGAGCUUACACAGCAAAUGUGGGAUGCCAAGAACAUGAUGUGCGCAGCUGACCCACGUCAUGGAAGAUACUUGACUGCCUCUGCUAUGUUCAGGGGUAAAAUGAGUACUAAAGAGGUGGACGAGCAGAUGCUCAAUGUGCAAAACAAGAACUCUUCCUACUUUGUUGAGUGGAUUCCAAACAAUGUCAAGUCAACUGUUUGUGAUAUCCCACCAACUGGGCUUAAAAUGGCAUCUACCUUCAUUGGGAACUCAACAUCCAUUCAAGAGAUGUUUAGGCGUGUGAGCGAGCAGUUCACAGCUAUGUUCAGGAGAAAAGCUUUCUUGCAUUGGUACACUGGGGAAGGAAUGGACGAGAUGGAGUUCACUGAGGCAGAAAGUAACAUGAAUGAUCUGGUUUCUGAAUAUCAGCAGUACCAGGAUGCCACUGCUGAUGAGGAAGGAGAAUAUUACGAGGAUGAAGACGAAGAGGAUGUGAAUGAGAAUUAAUUUGGAUGAUGCCAAACCACAACUUCCUGUUGAUGGUCUUUUGGCUAUGGCAAUGUAAUGUGUCUUGAUAGCUAGUGCUAUCCUGUAAUUUUUCAAAGACAAUCUGCAGUGUUGUAAUAGUAGUACUUCAAUUCUGGUGGUUGUGUUCUAUCUUGGUUUUAUGACUAUUAAGUUUCUAUUGCUAUUUA
Solanum tuberosum (potato) is the source of this 1596-nucleotide messenger RNA. RefSeq names its product tubulin beta-2 chain-like. The record is from RefSeq and is marked provisional. NCBI's taxonomy places the organism in Eukaryota, Viridiplantae, Streptophyta, Magnoliopsida, Solanales, Solanaceae. Gene Ontology annotation, biological process: microtubule-based process. Gene Ontology annotation, molecular function: GTPase activity; structural constituent of cytoskeleton; GTP binding. Gene Ontology annotation, cellular component: microtubule.